ACAACAACAGCAACAACAACAGCAGCACCAAUUGCUGAAUAUAAUCAAGCCAACACCAAGGAUUGUCACAAAGCCUGCGUCUCCAAUUCCUCCCCAGAUGCUGCAGCAACAGCAGCAGACAAUUACACCAAGGGUUAACUCCCCCGUCCCCUCAAGCCUACUGCAGGCACAGGCAUCCACUCCCCGGGGGGCACCUUCUCCUAUAAUGUUCAGCACUCAACCGCCCCCUCUCCUUACAGCACCUUCUCCCAUACAUGCCUCUCAGUCUCCCCAAGGAUUGGGUUCUCCCCAGUGUCGUUCUCCUGUGCCUCGUGUACCCUCCCCCCAGGAACUAAUAGCACAUACCCAGGCCAUCAUGCAGAAUGCUCUCAUUAAGAAGCAGUUGGAGGACCAGAAGGAGAGGUUUCUCAAGAAGCAACAUGACACGGGACGUGCUAAGUCACCAAAUCCGAUAAAUCUGAGAUCUCCUACAAGCAUUGCCCCCAUAUUCAACUUCCCAACUACGUCACAACCGGCAGCCACUCACAAGGCCCCAAUGAACACGUUUCUGCCGACAUCCGUCAUACGUAAAAUGGCAACCGAUAAAAUGGAUGAGAAAGACAAGGCAGCUAAACUGAACGAUAGUACUGCGAAUCCUCCUGGAUCGCCACAGCAAAAAGAUGGUGCCGCCAUGACAACAAAUGAAAAACAGCUCCAAUUGCUCCAGAACAUUCUCAUGAAUUCUCCUCAACAUCGUCCGAUCACUAACGCCCACUCCUCUCCCAAACACACACCGCCACAUUCCCUACCCCCUCAACAUAUCCAAAAUACACCCACUAUGGUGGUUAGCUCUCCCAAUGAGGCUGAUCCAGUCACCCCCCGUGCCCUCACUGGACAGAAGAACUAUCCCGUGCAGGUAGAUGUUGUGUCAUCCUCAGAGCAAAGUCCAGCUGGCAGACCUAUAAUAAAAGGAGCAAGUGAAACACCUCCCAACCCCCAAAGAACAAACAGUAGUGGAAGCUUAACAACCCCUGGCAGUGUCAACAUGACACCAGGUAGU
Messenger RNA from Owenia fusiformis, 1039 nucleotides. The record is from the annotation of a GenBank genome assembly. Lineage: Eukaryota; Metazoa; Annelida; Polychaeta; Sabellida; Oweniidae.